UCGAUUUCCGGUUGGAUUGUAGUGCGGGAAUUUUUGAGAAGCAUCGAGGAUAGCUUGGAAAUAACAACAAAGUCAGCGAGGUUUGCGUUAAAGGUUUAUGUUAUAAACCUGUGAAAUCCAAUGCCUUUGUUUAGAUAUAUUGAUAUACCGUGUUUAAGAACACGAUUAUCACGACAACGCUAGGUUUUGCAAUCUAAUCAUCCAAAGGCAAGGCUUCAUCAGAAUGAAGGCCAUUGCUAAUGUAUGAACGACGUUAGCAAAAAUAGUUAAGCUAACUAGCUAUAUGUUCACUGGCUUUUGAAAUUGCCUGACAAUCUUCCACACGCAUGCACGCUUGUUUACCCGAUAUUGGCGUUUAAGUUCGCAAAAUUUUGCUACCAACUAGUAGUUAAAAACGUUAGCUAAUAAGGAAAAACCCUCUCGACCCAUUUGGUGAAAGUGAAACUGGCUAGAUUGACGAUAAUAAGCUACACAACAUGACCAAAAGUAUAUGGACACCUGCUCGUCUAACAUCUGAUUCCAAAUUCAUAGACAUGAAUAUGGAGUCGGUCCCCUCUUUGCUGCUAUAACAGCCUCCACUCUUCUCGGAAGGCUUUCCACUAGAUGUUGGAACAUUAAUGCGGGGACUUGCUUCCAUUCAGCCACGAGCAUUAUGUGCUAGCUACCUCAUUGGUUACCUUCAUUCAGUCGCUUGCCACUCAAGUGAUGUAUCAUGUGAUAUGCUGUUUACACGUCAUAUUCAAACUUCACCGAGACAUUCAAGUAAACUGCUUUAUGUUGGUGUAGGUCAAAUUAAGGCAUUGCUAGCUUUAUAACAAGCAAUAUGUUUUGGGAGUAGCCAGGCUCCCUUACUGGCUGGCAGUGGCAAGAUAGUUUUGUUGAAUGAAGCACUGUUACAUCUGCUAGAUGUAUCACUAGAUUGCAUAGAUGCUCUAUCCUGUCCCUCCAGAUGCCCCCUAAAGCCAAGGCAGCAAGGAAGGGCAGAGGACCAGAAAAGAGGAAGCUUGCUGAGGAGUUCCCCCCUGGAGAAGUACUUACAGAUACUGGCAAGAAGUCCUGGAAACUGGGAGCCCCCAUUGGACAGGGCGGCUUCGGACUGCUCUAUCUGGCCGAUGAGAAUUCAUCUGAAACGGUUGGUGCUGGUGCCCCAUAUGUCAUCAAAGUGGAGCCCAGUGACAACGGACCACUGUUCUCAGAGCUCAAGUUCUACAUGCGAGCUGCCAAGCCGGAUCUAAUUCAGAGUUGGAUGAAGUCUCACAAGACAAAGUAUUUGGGAGUGCCAAAGUACUGGGGGUCUGGACUGCAUGAGAAAGGAGGGAAAAGGUACAGGUUCAUGGUGAUGGACCGGUUUGGGACGGACCUGCAGAAGAAGUUUGAGGAGAGUGGGAGGAGGUUCCCCCGAAAACUGGUCCUGCAGCUCGGACUGAGACUCCUUGACAUUCUGGAGUACAUCCAUGAGCAUGAGUAUGUCCACGCUGACAUCAAAGCCUCCAACCUCCUCCUCAGCCAUGACAACCCCAAUCAGGUUUAUUUAGUAGAUUAUGGGCUGGCCUAUAGGUACUCUCCUGAAGGCAUACUGAAGGAGUACAAGGAGGACCCUAAGAGGUGCCACGACGGGACCAUCGAGUUCACCAGCAUCGACGCACACAAAGGAGUCUCACCUUGUAGAAGGAGUGAUCUGGAGAUCCUGUGGUACUGUAUGGUCCAGUGGCUCUGUAGUAAACUGCCCUGGGAAGACAAGCUGCAAGACUCUCUCUACGUCAGAGACUCAAAACUACGAUGCAGAGAUAACGUCUCAGAGUUCAUGUCUAAGUGUUUCUCCUCACAAGACAAGCCAGACGAACUUCAGAAGUUUAUGGAGGAGGUGAAGACUCUAGGCUACACAGACAAGCCGGCCUAUCAGAAGCUCCGGUCCAUUCUGGAGGCGGGGCUCAAGUCGAUCGGCGCCAAAGAUGACGACAAGCUGGAGUUCUCCUCGGUCAACGGAGUCGGGCCGUCGUCCUCUGUCGAGACUCCCAAAAGAAAGAGAGCGGUAGAUUAUAAAGAGGAGGCUGAUGACGAGACCGAUGGCACUCCCGCCAAGAAAAGAAAAGCUGAAAAGAAAGAGCUGAAUGGAGUGAAAAGGGUAGUCAUCCCCAAGAAGAAAGCGACCCUUAAAAAGACUGCUGCUAGCCCAAAGAAGAAGGCUGCUAGACCAAAGAAGAAGGCUGCUAGCCCAAAGAAGAAGGCUGCUAGCCCAAAGAAGAAGGCUGCUAGCCCAAAGAAGAUACUGGUGGAGAUGGCUACUCAGACCACUCCUGGCCUGAAGAGAGGCAGAGGUAGACCCAAGAAAAAGGCAGACCCAUUAGAAUCAGAAUGAGUUGUACUUCUCAUUCUGUGUUCCAGCCACCUUCGCUCACCUUCCUCUCACUGUCUGCUUUUUAAAGUGGAACUGACAGCUUUAAUUUGAACUACUUUGCCGAUAUUAAACAAACAUAAUACCAGUCAUAAAAAGUAAAAUUCCCAGUUUACGCUACAAAAUCGCUUUGUAACGUUUAAAAAAAUAAAUAAAUAGCUUCUAUUUGACUAAACAUUCCAUGAUGUAGACUAAGGCAUUGUUGGCAGAGUAGAUGGAUGCAGUUCAAUGCAUGAUUAAUAUAAUUUGCCAAUACAUUUCUUGGUACUCCCAAAAAUAUUGCUAUCAGGUUGUAAAUCACAGCUGGCCUGGUACAUUGUUUGCUUCCUCCAAUCGGGAUGCACCGUUUCAAUGACUCAAUAUUUUGGACAAAAACUGAUGAAUGUAACUAAGGAUGGGAAUGUCAAUACAAUCGAACUAGCAAGAGCAAUGAUCACAAGUCAGUCAUAACUUGGCUAACAGGCUAGAGUAUCUAUUUAUGUAAUAAGCUAAAAACGCGGAGCCUAACGUUAGCUAGCUAGCUGCUAGGAGGAUGUCAUGCCAUUGGAGGAGUGUGUGAGUGACUGGCUUUUUCCCCUCAUAUUGUUUUUCGGUGGCUAUACACAGCUAGAGAUGCAGGUGUCAUUUGAUUAGCUAGCAAGAACUUGAACGACUGUUAUCCAGUUAGCACAUCUCUUGCGUUUGCAAAUUUACUCUGGCUAUCUACUCCGAUUUCAGCGCACUCUCGUCUGAGUGUGCCAGAGCCCAGAAUGACUGAUGUAUUUACACUUGCGGAAUAAGACCAGUGUCAGUAAACAUAUGUGCUAGUCCAUCACAAACAAUUUAGUUAACAUGUAAACAGCCUAACCAGCUCUGCUACGGUGAGUGAAACGGUCAGAGUGAGGUGUUCUCUCGUUUGUGUCUGGAAGUAGCAAGCUAGCCAACUUUAGCCAGUUAGCUUGGCUGCUUUGUUGGGACAAGCAUGCAUUGGCAGGCAAGCUGCAGAAGGACGAGUAGGCUACAAUUCCCCGUUGUUUAUCAGUGCAAUUUUGACAGCCAACUAGCUGAAUAAGUUUGAGAGGGUUUACAGUUGAAGUCGGUCUUAGGUCAGUUAGGAUCACCACUUUAUUUUAAGAAUGUGAAAUGUUAGAGUAUUUUUAGGACAUUUCUCUAAAAAGUACGAUCUUUGUCCAUGUGCAGCUGCAAACCGUAGUCUGGCUUUUUUCUGGCGGUUUUGGAGCAGUGGCUUCUUCCUUGCUGAGCGGCCUUUCCGGUUAUAUCGAUAUAGGACUCGUUUUACUGUGGAUAUAGAUACUUUUGUACCUGUUUCCUCCAGCAUCUUCACAGGGUCCUUUGCUGUUGUUCUGGGAUUGAUUUGCACUUUUCGCACCAAAGUACGUUCAUCUCUAGGAGACUCUAGGAGACAGAAUGCGUCUCCUUCCUGAGCAGUAUGACGACUGCGUGGUCCCAUGGUGUUUAUACUUGCGUACUAUUGUUUGUACAGAUGAACGUGGUACCUUCAGGCGUUUGGAAAUCGCUCCCUGGGAGGUACAAUUUUUUUUUUUUGUCAGGUCUUGGCUGAUUUCUUUUGUUUUAAUGACUCCAACCUAAGUCUAUGUAAACUUCCGACUUCAACUGUAUCUAAUGUCCCUUUGUUAGAUUUCAGAUCAUCUUGCUCUGGCUAGCAUUAGUUGUUGAUCUUGUAGUUGAUUUGUAUAACUGAGGGAGAGAGAGCCUACCUCUUAAUGGUUGUAAAGUUCCCAAAUCUAAGAGGACUCUGGUCUUUACAUAUUUGCAGAAAUCCAUUCAGGUGUAUUUUGUUGCUUUUGGCGAAUGUGUUCUAAUGAUCUAAAGUUGCGCUGUUGCAACUGCCUGUAAACACACAGUCCAGUUCAAAGUGAAUGAUGGCAGGUCCUACUGCCUGUAAACACACAGUCCAGUUCAAAGUGAAUGAUGGCAGGUCCUACUGCCUGUAAACACACAGUCCAGUUCAAAGUGAAUGAUGGCAGGUCCUACUGCCUGUAAACACACAGUCCAGUUCAAAGUGAAUGAUGGCAGGUCCUACUGCCUGUAAACACACAGUCCAGUUCAAAGUGAAUGGUGGCAGGCCCGUGUGGCAAAUGGCUUGUUUGUAUGAAGCCCUACCGUAGCUCUGAUUUGCUAUAGCACACCAGUCUGUGUAGACUCCGGUCUUGGACAAGACAGAUGUUUUUAUUAGGUUUUAUUUGCUGCAGUCUAUUAAUUGUCCAAACGCACUGCCAAUUUCACACUCUAUAUUGCUAAAGAAUUUUCACAACCACCUUAGUAUACGUAAUUCCCCAAAUUUAUGAAAAAAUGGGAAAUUGACGUUAUCUAAGUGCUUGCUUGUCAGAUUUUUAAAAUAUUUUUUAAGUGUCAUUCUUCCUGGGGGUGUAUAUGAACAGAUUUUAAUACGAUUUCAUAAUUCUAAAAUGCUGUCAGUUCCACUUUAGGAGAUACUCCCUUUUAAAAGUUUGUACAGUAUCGUUUGUAUCUCUUCUGCACUGCAUAUUUUUUGAUAUUUCAUUUUGUUAACACGCAAGGCCUUCUGUAAGUCGGAUAAUAAAAUAAUAGUGAUGAGA
Molecule: messenger RNA, 4974 nt
Organism: Salvelinus fontinalis (brook trout)
Lineage: Eukaryota; Metazoa; Chordata; Actinopteri; Salmoniformes; Salmonidae
Product: serine/threonine-protein kinase VRK1-like
Exons: 12
Coding region: 950-2359 (469 amino acids)
Biological process (GO): signal transduction; peptidyl-serine phosphorylation
Cellular component (GO): nucleus; cytoplasm
Molecular function (GO): protein serine/threonine kinase activity; ATP binding
Source: RefSeq, a predicted model, not a curated record